Messenger RNA from Aureococcus anophagefferens, 858 nucleotides. RefSeq lists its product as hypothetical. The annotation marks the transcript as partial. The record is from RefSeq and is a predicted model, not a curated record. The transcript has a single exon. Lineage: Eukaryota; Pelagophyceae; Pelagomonadales; Pelagomonadaceae. Gene Ontology annotation, molecular function: hydrolase activity, acting on carbon-nitrogen (but not peptide) bonds, in linear amides.
CCGCGCCGCAGGACCCAGGGCAUCAUGUACGACCGCCAGGAGAUGUUCGACACGGCGACGACGGUGCCCGGCCCCGAGACGGACCUCUUCGGCGCCGCGUGCAAGAAGGCGGGCGUCUGGGGCGUCUUCUCCAUCACGGGCGAGCGGCACGAGGACCACCCGAAGAAGAACCCCUACAACACGCUCGUGCUCAUCGACGACCGGGGCGCGGUCGUCCAGUCCUACCGCAAGAUCCUGCCCUGGUGCCCCAUCGAGGGCUGGUACCCCGGCGAGGAGACCUUCGUGAGCGUCGGCCCCAAGGGCCUCAAGAUCUCGCUCAUCAUCUGCGACGACGGCAACUACCCGGAGAUCUGGCGCGACUGCACGAUGCAGGGCGCGGAGCUCGUCGUCCGCUGCCAGGGCUACAUGUAUCCGGCCAAGGACCAGCAGGUCAUCGUCGCCAAGGCCAUGGCCUUCAUGAACAACUGCUACGUCGCCGUCGCGAACGCGUCGGGCAACGACGGCGUCUACACCUACUUCGGCCACAGCGCCAUCGUGGGCAACGACGGCCGCACGCUCGGCGAGUGCGGCGAGGAGCCCAACGGCAUGCAAUACGCCCAGCUUUCGGUCUCGGCGAUCCGCGACUCGCGCAAGCACGACCAGUCGCAGAACCACAUCUUCAAGCUCAUGCACCGCGGCUACACGGGCGUCCACCAGUCGGGGGACGGCGACAAGGGCGUCGCGGCCUGCCCCUUCAAGUUCUACAACACCUGGGUCACGGACCCGGCCGCGGCCCAGAAGAUGGCCGAGGCCGUGACGCGCGACACCAUCGGCGUCGCGGCCUGCCCCGUGCCCGGCGUCCCGGCGCCGCCCAAGUGA